AAAAAUACACGACUGUCCAUACAUGCUUAUUUUUUUAACUUACAAACGUGUCUGUAAUUACAUGUUUUGCAUGACUGUGGGUUAUGGUUAACGAUCGUAUGGUGAUGUAUGCUAAGACCGCUACGGGCUGUUACGCAUGUCAAAUAUCCCUCCGCUGUUUUUUUUGUCCCCUUUCAGACUGUUUUGGUCUUGUCGAUGUUAGCAACGCAAACAGCCCCGGACAGCACGAAACCACAUUUUGUGAUUAGAAAUUCCUUUUGUUUGGAUUACACAACACGUUGGCAAGAGGUUCAACGCCCGUGUUUAUCACAGGAGAGUCGUCUGUGCGUGUUGUCUUUUUAAGUGGUGUUUUUUUUCUCCCAGUUUUUAAUAGAAACUGCACAGGUUGCUAAUUUAGCUAGCAAGCCCGCUAGCUUGUUAGCAUAGCAUCUCCCUCUAGAGGCACGUUGACAUUAGCUUGCUAGCCUCGGACUUGCUAACGGCGGCGGCGGCGGCCAACUGUCAACACACAACCACAAUCUUCCUCUUACAGGAGAGAAUUGCGGUGUCGAGCUGGUCUUUUUAAAACGCCGUCUUUUAUGGGAGCGACAUGUCAAUGAAGGCCGGUGGAAAUCGCAGCAAACCCGGCGGUGGCAACGCCGCUGGUGCCGGAGGAAGCGGCGGGGGACGACAGAAUCUGGGCAGGGGAAGACACAGUGGUAAAGGUCCUGCAGCGGUUAUUUUCAAUGGAGUUUAUGCAAACAUGAGGAUGGUCCAUGUCUUGACAUCUGUUGUGGGCACCAGGUGUGAACUGAAGGUGAAAAAUGGAACGGUCUAUGAAGGAGUCUUCAAAACUUACGGUCCAGAGUGCGACCUGGUAUUAGACGCAGCCCACAGAAAGAACCUAGAGCCGAGUGCGGGCCCCAGAAAAGAAGACAUUGUAGAGAGCAUCGUUUUCAAGGCUUCCGAUGUCGUCGUCGUGUCCUUCAAAGACGUCGACCUUAACUUUGCCAGGAAAGUUUCCUCUGACACAGAGCCUAAAGGUGUAUCCUUGCGUGUCUCAGAUAACUUCACAGACACCGCAGUGAGCGGCAGAAUCAAUGGCGAGCACAAAGAGAAAGAUCUGGAGCCCUGGGAUGGUGGAGAGACCCACAAUUCUGACAGCCUCGAGUCUCUGGAUACUGAUGUGUCAAAUGGGUGGGACCCCAAUGAUAUGUUCAAGUACAACGAGGAGAAGUAUGGGGUUUUGUCAACUUAUGACAGCAGCCUGUCCACAUAUACGGUCCCACUAGAGCGUGAUAACUCUGAGGAAUUCCUGAAGAGGGAAGCUCGAGCUGCCCAGCUGGCUGAGGAAAUAGAAGCCAGCUCCACAUACAAGGCCCGCGUGGCGCUGGAGAACGACGAACGGUCCGAGGAGGAGAAGUUUACCGCCGUCGUCCGAGGGGAAAGAGAGAUGCACACGUUGAGCAGGGAGAACAAGUACAUUCCCCCAGGGCAGAGAAACAGGGAGGCAAUGUCAUGGGGGCCCGGACGGCAGAAUUCGCCACGCCUGACUCCGAACUCAGCUGGACCUGCACCCCCUCGAGCGGGAUUGCACGACUAUAGUCUAAGCCCAGGCGCCGACCAGAGGGUGGUAAAUGGAGGUUCAUCCCAUUGGCCCUCACCCUGUCCAUCCCCUUCCUCCCGCUCCCUCCCUCGUUACCAGCCCGGCCCUUCCUCUUUGCCUCCUCGGGCAGCCACGCCCACCAGGCCACCCUCCAGACCCCCUUCUCGACCUUCCAGGCCUUUAUCUCAUUCAUCCCACCCCUCCUAUCCCUCUUCCUCGUCUCCCUUUCCCCACCAUGGGCCGACAUCGCCGGCCUCCACUCUGCCCAAACGCAUGUCUUCAGAAGGUCCAUCAAGGAUGUCCCCCAAAUCCCAAAGGACGCCCCGUGCUCACAGAGUGCCUCCCAGCAGGACCACAGGAAUACCACCAGGAGUGGAUCUAAUAUCCCACAAUUCCCCAGGAGAUCUCCCAGUGACUUCAUCCAACAGAGGAAACUCCUCAGGAGGAACGUGGUCUUCUGUAGUUAGUGGAGCUCACAGACCGCGCUCCCCUCGUCAGAACAGCAUGGUCGGAGCGUCCCCUUCCUCCGCAUCCCCACAGACAGGAACAGCUCCUGUGGACACUUUUGCCACGCCGAGGUCCGCGUCCUCCCCGACUGCUGCUAGUUCUGCCCCCAGCAUGGUUGCUGGAGAUAUAAAAGAGAGUCGCGUCCAGGAGACGAGACAGACGUCCCCCAAAGCCAACAAAGACAACAUGAAGGAUAGUUCAACCAGUGUCAACAGACCAGUGUGUAAAGGUCCUCCCUCUUUCGCACCUGACCACAGAAAACAACUAGACAAUUUAAAGAAAUUUAGUGAAGAUUUUAGGUUGCAGUCUAGUUCCAACUCAGACCCUGCCUCUGACAACAUGAUCACAAAGCCUUCAAGAGAUCCCGCGGCCAAGCUUGCAGACUCCCCCUUGGACAAAUCCUCCAUAGUGAGCCCCGAAGACCAUAGCGACUCCGCCCCGUCCACCGGCACCAUCAAUACGAGUAAGCCCGGCAGCCCCGCCGCGCUGUCCCCGUCUCCUUCAGGCCCAGAUCAGAAGAGGGUUGGGCUGGAUGUGACGUCGCAAGGGGUUCAGACAACGGCCAUGUCCACAUUUGGCGGGCCCAAGCAUGAAGAAAAGGAGGACAAAAAGGAGGCGGUGCAAGAUCAAGUGAGGAAGUCAACCUUAAACCCCAACGCUAAUGAGUUCAAGCCAAGGUUUAACACACAGCAGCCUAAACCAGCAAACACCCCAACACCACCCCGGCCCCAAGGUCAGCCAAGCCCCUCCAUAGUGGUCCAGCAGCCCCCCACCGUCUACAGUCAGACAAUGUGCUUCCCCCAGAUGUAUCCUCUCACACCAGUUAGUCCCGGCGUGCAGAAAAGCAUAAUAUGGAAGUCUCCAGCAAUGUACCAGGUCCAGAUGCCUCACAUGACUGUAAACCAGACCAAACCAUACAGACCAGGUAAAGUACCCAACAUGAACCAGCAGAGGACAGACCAGCAUCACCCACCAGGCACACCCAUCAUGCACCCUGCUACAGCAGCAGGUCCACCAAUCAUCACGCAGAACCCCGCCUACUCUGCCCAGUACUUUACCUGCAGCCCGCAGCAGUUUGCCAGUCAGCCGCUGGUCCAGCAGAUGCCGCACUACCAGUCACAGGCGCAGCAUGUGUUCAGUCCCGUAAUGCAAGGCAGUGCCCGCAUGAUGGCGCCGCACGCACACGGCCAACCCACCUUGGUGUCCUCCUCAACCACACAGUACCCAGAGCAGACACACACCAUGUAUGUGUCUUCUUGCCCCAUGCCCCAGCAGUACACCCACCCCAGUGCCACGUUGCACCCUCACCCUCAGCACCCUCAGCCCUCUGCCACGCCCACAGGCCAAGGUCAGCAAGGGGGGCCGCCUCAGCAUGGAGGUCCCCCCAACCACCCUGCCGCCAGCCCAGUCCAGCACCCGCAGCACCCUCAGGCGGCAGCAGCAGCAGCAGCUGCCGCCCAGGCCCUCCACCUCGCCAACCAGCCUCAGCAGCAGAUGUACUCCGCUCUAGCCCCCACGCCUCCAUCCAUGACCCCGGGCCCCAACCCCCAGUCACCACAGGCGUCUUUCCCCUCUGCCCAGCAGACCGUCUACAUCCACCCUCAGCAAGUGCAGCAUGGCUAUAAUCCCAACCACAUGGCUCAUGUGCAGCAGGCUCAUAUGCAGUCUGGUAUGGUGCCGUCUCACCACCCAGCUUCCGCCCACCCCCAGAUGAUGCUGAUGGCCACCCAGGGCCCGCCGGGAGGACCCCAGGCCCCCAUGGCUCAGACGGCCCUCAACCACAUCCCCGUCUCUUCCACCACACAUUUCUCCUACCUGGCACAUCCACAAGUGCAGGCUCAUCACCAGCAGCAGCUGUAGAGGGCGCCAGUGAGCUGAAGUCCUCAAGUGAAACAUUUCAUUCAUGAAGAGACAAGAAGCCCUCCUCCUCCUCCUCCCCUUGCCACCCCCACCACCUCUCUUAGCUCAUCAUCCUCAUGUUUCAUAUUAUCUUACCUUCCUCCUCCUUCCUCCCAGACAAGGCAAUAAGAGAAUGUUAACAAGUUGGUGAUGCAGUGAUGUGUUGUUGCCACAAGGGGCCGAUCACAAAGUGAGAAAACUAAUCUGUAAAUCCAAGAACAAGAAUUCCACCCAAACUUGUCUGCGCCUGGUAAACAGACAGUAUUAAUCUUGCUGUUUCAGGACCGCUGCUGCUGUUUCAUGACAAGUUUCUAACCAAACUAAAACUACAACAAACAAGUUGUGAGGACACGAGGAGCGUUAUUUAUGAAAAUAAAAAAUAUGACCGUGAUCAGAACCCACUUCUCACCUGAACCUAAUGUAACUUUUAAGUUAAAACUUUUACUUUGUAGAUAAUAUAAAUAAUUUAAAAAAUGAGCCAAAAAAAAAUUAAAAAUAAAAAAAGUUUUAAAAACUGAA
Messenger RNA from Nerophis ophidion (straightnose pipefish), 4510 nucleotides. RefSeq names its product ataxin 2 (gene atxn2). Gene Ontology annotation, cellular component: cytoplasmic stress granule. The record is from RefSeq and is a predicted model, not a curated record. NCBI's taxonomy places the organism in Eukaryota, Metazoa, Chordata, Actinopteri, Syngnathiformes, Syngnathidae. Gene Ontology annotation, molecular function: RNA binding. Gene Ontology annotation, biological process: cytoplasmic stress granule assembly. The coding region runs from base 590 to 3952 and encodes 1120 amino acids. The transcript has 26 exons.